Ipomoea nil (Japanese morning glory) is the source of this 1419-nucleotide messenger RNA. RefSeq lists its product as uncharacterized. Gene Ontology annotation, molecular function: zinc ion binding; nucleic acid binding. The transcript has a single exon. The record is from RefSeq and is a predicted model, not a curated record. The coding region runs from base 1 to 1419 and encodes 472 amino acids. NCBI's taxonomy places the organism in Eukaryota, Viridiplantae, Streptophyta, Magnoliopsida, Solanales, Convolvulaceae.
AUGACCAGAAUUCUCUCGGAACUGUCCUCUCCUGCGGCGACCCAUCGGUCGCCGGAGGACCAAGAUUUGUUGGAAAGGAGCACCAGAAAGCCAAAAAGAUUGAGAGGUCAACUGGAAAGUCCUUUGCGUCAAUCCUCUGUGGAUGCGGCGCAAGAAACCCCAACAGGAGAUGAACUGAUGUCGCCGGACCAGUGGAAGACUCCCGUCGCGACUCCAAUCAAUGCAUGGGGCCGGAAAGAGGUAAUCUCCCAUCCUCAACCUGAAAUUGUUUCUGACGAUGAUGCUAUGGAGGACGAGAGUUUUGUGUCCGAAUACCCAAUAAUCCGGGUAACUAAAGAGGAGAAGGAAAGACUCCGGCGACCAUGGCGCCGUUCACUCAUCCUCAAGGUUCUGGGCAGGACAGUCAGCUACUCAUAUUUGCAGCAAAGGUUACAAAAGAUGUGGAAAACAGAGGCUCAUUUUGACCUAAUUGCGCUUAAUCAAGACUAUUUUAUAGCCAAAUUUGAGUCCCUGCGAGAUUAUGAGUAUGCUAAAUUUGAAGGCCCUUGGAUGAUUUUAGAUCAUUAUGUGGUAGUUCAAGAAUGGGAACCGAAUUUUAGCCCCUAUAAUAACAAAACCAAGAAGCUGCUGGCCUGGGUGCGAUUUCCGGAUUUACCGAUCGAAUACUUCGACGAAGACUUCCUCAAGAAAAUUGGUAAGACAGUGGGUAGGCCAAUUAAAAUCGAUACUGCAACCCAUCUUGCAUCCAAAGGGAAAUUCGCUAGGCUGUGUGUUGAGAUUGAUAUAUCCAAGCCUCUCCUCUCGAAGUUUGUUCUCAAUUUCAUGGAAUGGACCAUCGAAUAUGAAGGUAUCCAUUUGAUCUGCUUCAACUGUGGCUGCUAUGGUCACCGGUCGGAGAACUGCAGCCCAGAAAGCUUAAACAAAGACAACCUGGAAGGAGAUCUGGCUCCAACAACGACCCAAAUCAAGAACAGCCAUGUACCAAAAGAAAAAUAUGGUACAUGGAUGCUAGUCACGCGUAAGGAAAGAAGAAGGCCAAGAAGAGACUUCAGACCACCGACUGAAACCCAAGGGGGCAGAAACCAGUCAUCGCCCAAGAACAGCCAGGAAGCAAACGAGGAUAUCGGGAUACAAUCCCGGUUUACUACUCUACAAGACUUGGAUGACACUGGGACAGAACAGAAUGUAGAAGGACAGGAAAGAUCGGCAACAACACCACAACCACCGCCGUCCUUGCCCCGAAUCAGAACCAAAACAAGAAAUAUGCCAGUUCAAACAGUGCAAUUAAGGGAGGGAUUAAUUCAAACGGUACUAGACAACAGAUGGACCAUCAAAGGCAGCCAGGCACAUCCAUGCGAGGUGGUCUUAGGGGACGCCAAGGCCAAGGUGCCACUCCCAAUCGUGCUGCCGCAGAAUUAG